Ictalurus furcatus (blue catfish) is the source of this 2970-nucleotide messenger RNA. RefSeq names its product perforin-1-like. Bases 455 to 2278 code for a protein of 607 amino acids. Gene Ontology annotation, molecular function: pore-forming activity; calcium ion binding. The record is from RefSeq and is a predicted model, not a curated record. Gene Ontology annotation, biological process: leukocyte mediated cytotoxicity. The transcript has 5 exons. Lineage: Eukaryota; Metazoa; Chordata; Actinopteri; Siluriformes; Ictaluridae.
UUCGCAGUAAAAAUAGGUUUGAAAUGAUUCUCUCUAACUUUUAGACCUUACCAUAAACAUUCUAGAGUCUGAAAACCUUCACGUUCGUUGAUGUUAAGUACCAGGUGAAAUUAUCUUGCACUUAUCUUGUAGUGUUUAUUGUUUUAUCACCGACGACUGUAGAGAGGAUGAAAACUACAUGGGGUGCAUACUGGGGUGAGUAAAAAAAAAAUGAUAACUCUGACUCACUCAUUCACUCAUUCAGUCUCAGCAUAGAAUAAACCACACAGAAGCCAUCUAUUUCUCCAAACUAUCGGCGCAUAUUCAUCAUAACCACAUAUAGGUUUUUUUCCAACUUGUCUGAUGAAACGCUAAUGAAUCCCACCCACAGGUAUAGUCAGAUAUUUGCACAUACACACACAAACACACAGACAGAUAUCAGUGCCAGCUCAGGAGAACUCAGGAAAGAAUCACCAUGAGGACCUCCAUGUGCGCCAGUAAACACACCUCCACAACAAUGUCUCCUGCACCAGCCUUUUUGUGGUGGUCAGGUCUUUUUUCCCUCUUGGUCCUCCUUCCUCUGAUCCAGUCAUGUGAAAAAGGAACGGCGCGAGACUGUGCAGAAGCAGAGUUCGCUCCCGGGUCCGACCUCGCUGGAGAAGGCUUUGACAUCACCAAGAUGCAGCGGAAAGGUUCUUUCGUCAUCAACAUGAAAAAAUGGAAACAGAAGGACAAAUCCUGCACCCUGUGCCGGAACCCUUACAUGGAGGGGAAGAAGCAGAAGCUCCCGGUUUCUGUGGUGGACUGGAGACCAACCCAGAAGUGCAGCAUGAAGGUGUCCAGCUCCAUAUACCAGUCCAGUGAGUCUCUGCUAAGCUCCAGCACCUCCUCUGUCGAAAAUAACUGGAACAUGAAUUUGGGAAUCGACAUGAAGAGGGGUGAAGGGUCGCUCACACUGGCAGGCAGCAACUCCAAGCUGGCCGAGUAUUCGAUGGAGAAAACCAAAAAGGACAGGUUCAGUUUCACCAGUCACAGUGUUUCCUGUGGAUAUUACAAUUACAGGGUUUCUAACAAGCCGUUAAUUCAUCCUGAGUUUAAACAAGCCCUGAGUCAGCUACCCAAGCAGUACAAUCCUCAGUUCAAGCCACGGUUCUACAAGCUCAUCGACACCUUCGGCACUCACUACAUCACCAAGGUGACCCUGGGAGGGAAGGUCCACUCGGUGACCAGUAUCAGACAGUGCCAGACGUCCCUGCAGGGUCUGAGCGUGGACGAGGUGAAGACGUGUCUAGACGUGGAGGCGUCUGCCAGCGUGAUGGGGAAAGCUAAAACCAACAUUAACAGCAAGCACUGUGACGAAGCCAAGGCCAAGACCGAGGGUAAAAACAGCUUCUCCAGCAGCUUCAACGACCGAUUAACGGAGAUCUCAGGAGGCCACACCACGGAGCCUGAGCUCCUCUUCUCCGCUAAUAAAGAUCCCAGCGCUUAUAAAGAGUGGCUCUCAUCCGUCCCGGCCCACCCGGAUGUGAUCUCGUACUCUCUUCAGCCUCUCCACGAGCUUCUCCCCAGCAACAACCCGACCCGAAAGAACCUGCGCAAAGCCCUUCACGACUUCAUCCUGGAGAAGUCUCUGUGGAGAAACUGCUCUGAGCCGUGCAGCACCGGAAUCAAACCCGAUCCCAAAGAACCGUGUUUGUGUUCAUGCAGGAAUAACCCUGGCGUGACCGCUGACUGCUGCCCGUCCAAACGCGGCAUUGCUCGGGCCAAGGUGACGGUACUACGGGCGUCGGGGAUGUGGGGAGACCACACGACCGGCACGGACGGCUACGUCAAAGUUUACGACAAAAACAGCAUGAUGAUCGGACGCACGCCGGUGAUCUAUGACAACAACGAUCCCCACUGGGCCAUGACCUUUGACCUCGGUGAUGUCAUUCUGACAAAUGUCGACCCUUUAAAGCUGGAGGCGUGGGACGAGGACAACAAAUGGGAUGACGACCUGCUCGGUGCCUGCACUGUCCCCCUGAAAGCGGGUGUUUUACAGGAUUCCUGUAAUUUAAAUCACGGCAUGCUGUAUUAUAAAACGGAGGUGGUGUGUGCGCCGAGUUUAGCAGGUCCGUCAUGCACCGAUUACGUCGGCUCUCCCAUGAAUUUUAAUCUGGAGAAGGCGUACGUGUCCCGGCACUCUCGGCCCGUUCCGCAGGACAUGCUGCAGGAAAUGGGCGUGAUUCUUGACGAAGCUCCGCUAACUGUUAAGCAGAUCGAAUACGAUGCUAAUAAAAGUGUCAUGCAGCUUCUGUAGCGAAGCUGAGUACCUUCUUAACUCCAGUUAUGAUAUUUAUGAUUUAAACAGCAAAACUGACAGAAUCCAUGUACUCGUUAAACCAGUGUGCAAAUCCGAUUAAAAGUUUAUUCAAUUAAGUAAGAAAUAAAACACGAUGAGAUGGAGCGAAGUUGAUUAUUUUCCUAUAACAGCACAUCCCCAAGUGUUUUAUUUCCUUACAACACGGCAAUUUGAUAACACAUUUGAAUUAAUUUUUUAAAAAGCACGCUUUUUCCACUCAUAGUAACAUUUAAUAUCGUGUGGGACAUCCGCUAAACAUGUUUUCGCUUACAUUAUAGCAGCUAUAAACAGUCAUUCCCUCACCAGCCCUCUCUUUAAUAUUCUCUCUCUUGACGUUAAUAAGACAAAAAAAAAAAAAAAAGCAGUUCAUUAUAGUACGUUACUUAGAAACCACAAAGAAGCUUUACCUCUGACUGUUACACAGCGCCGACGCUGGAGACCCUUCCAUAAAAGGGUUAACAUGCCGUAGCCUUUGUUUCAAUAUUUGUGAAUCGUUGUUCAUUUUCAUUGCAGUUUAAAUAUUUACAUAUUUAUAUUCAUAUGUAUCCAUUCAAUAUUGUGCUGUGCGUCACCUUUACAGUAUUUUAUAUAUAUAUUUUUAUAUACAUACAUAUACAUAUAUAUAUAUAUAUAUACACACACACACACAC